Molecule: messenger RNA, 633 nt
Organism: Tribolium castaneum (red flour beetle)
Lineage: Eukaryota; Metazoa; Arthropoda; Insecta; Coleoptera; Tenebrionidae
Exons: 2
Coding region: 104-592 (162 amino acids)
Source: RefSeq, a predicted model, not a curated record
CCCCAGUCAAGGCAAGCCUUAAGCGCACUUUAAUGACCCCUAACCAUUAAAAAUGACUUAGGCCAAAUUUUUGGCCAGUUCCCGUCCACAAGUGACCGUAAACAUGAAAAUUUUUGUGAUAUUUUUGGGCCUUUUGGUGGCCGUUACGGCCCAGACAGAGUUCCCGGACUUUGACGAGGCGCCCCCUGGCAAUUUCGACGUCGGUACGGCCCUGCUCACCUCAAUUUUGGGCUCAGAACCGGUCCAGAACAAGCUGAAAAUUAUUUUCGAAAUUUUCGAUUUAAAAAUUCGCUUUAUCAAGUUGGCGGCGCAAGUCCUGACGAGGCACAACCUCGUCCUGUUCCGAAACUUUCUCGAUUUCGUGUCGCGCUUGUGCACUUUCCUUAUGAAGUUUUUGCCGGAAAGCGAGGGAGAGACCGGAGCCACGUUCCUGGAGGCGUUGUUUCCGGUGGUUGGGUUGGCGAGUCCGGAGAAUCCGGUUAAUAGGGUGGACCGGCAAGCGGGUAAUUUGACGUCGUUUGACGAGGAGUUGUUGGAAAAGCAUAAGGAUGAGGUUGAUUUGGUGACUAAGUUGAUUUAUAAUGUGCCAUAGUUAUUGUCACUUUCUUUCGUUGAAUAAAUAAUUAGUGGUAA